AUGUCCUUUCGAUGUUUAGUGCAUUACUACGAAUUCAGUUCACCGCAAAACACAGCAAAUUACCAAAAUACCACACAGCCUUUCCUCAGAAUUGAUGGUCUGCAGGAGCGAACAGUGUAUACUUUUCGCGUGAGGGCCUUUACCAGUUCGGGUCCGGGGCCCUGGUCAGCCUCAAGCACUAUCCGAACUACAGCUGAUGUCCCAGAUCCUCCAUCACAUAUUAAGGCUGAGAGGAUCAAUCACCGACAGAUCAAGGUAACCUGGAGUCUUCCACGUCGUUCGACAUACCGAAUAAAUAACAACUUUCAGCAGCGGCCCAUGCCGGUGACGGGUUUUCGAAUUUACUAUGCAGCAAAUGAUAAUGUUAUGGAAUCUUCCAGCAAGCGCAUCCUUGAAGUGGGUGCGGUGACGAUGGCUACUUUGGAUGACGUGUCGCCUGCAGAGAGUUACAGCAUCAAAAUUCAAUCGCGCGGGACAGAUAAACGAUUUGGCAACUGGAGUGACCCAGUAAUAGUGAGCGCAAGUCGGGAUAGUGUAUAUCAUCCUCGUCGCGUAACUGACUUGCGAUGUUUUGGGAUUAAGUCGCUGGAGGUUACCAAUCCCACCGAGGCCAGUGUGAAGGUCACCUGGUUACCGCCUCCCGAUCGACGCGUGUUGAAGGAGUAUGAGAUUCAAAUCAGUGGUAUCAAAUCGUUCAUUAAUGAACUAAACGAUCCUGUAAGACUAACCUUAGGCCCGAGAAAACUCAUUGUCAGCUCAAAUCAACAGUCUACUUUUGGUGGUCGCAUGCCAAAUGACUUUCUGCCCAGAGAUCAGGAUUCAUUGCUGGUGCAUACUAUCGACAAACUUGAACCAAAUGCCAUCUUCGACAUUGAGGUACGGCCCAUCUACGAGACCUCCCUUGAUCGGCAAAGAGGUGAAGCAGAAGCCUUGUGGGAACAGACAAGCUGUCGAACUCGAAUGCAUCGUAAGUGCAGAUACUUACCUUUGUGGGCAUUUUUAGGAUCUGAUUGCACCAUGCCAAUCCUUGUUACACCUUUUACUGAUGUGAAUAUUUCCAAAUUUUGGCUUUUUCUUUUACUUGCCUAUUAA
This is a messenger RNA of Hydatigera taeniaeformis, 1092 nucleotides long. Lineage: Eukaryota; Metazoa; Platyhelminthes; Cestoda; Cyclophyllidea; Taeniidae. The record is from the annotation of a GenBank genome assembly.